CCUCUUAUUCCAUACAGUAAAAAAAAUCAAGAAUUGCAGCGCUUCCUAUCUAUCGCCUGGCGCUCAGCAGUCGAACAAUAUAUACAGUGCCUGCGACCAGGAGGGUGGUGGGUGUGUGUGGGGGUGUUUUUUUUCCCCUUCUUCUUUGGCUGCUCCGAAGGUAGUUUGAAUGGUCCUUGGAAGACAAGAAUGAGAGCAAAAUGAUUUCCGCGAGAAAGGUGGCAGAAAAAUAUCCAUUGCAUUAUUUGGUUUGGCAUAACAAGUACAAGGAUCUGGAAAAGGAACUCAGCAAUAAGCAGUUUGACACGGAGCAGGUGGACCCGCGAGGCAGGACACCACUACAUCUCGCUGCUACGCUGGGAUACGUGGACUGCGCGAGGGUUUUGCUGAAGCAUGGCUCUGACGUGGGUAAAGAGAACCGAAAUGGAUGGACAGUGCUGCAGGAGGCUGUGAGUACUGGAGACCUGGAGUUGGUUCAGCUACUUCUUCGUUACCGUGACUACCAAAGGUCUAUCAAGCGCCUGUCGGGCAUCCCGUGUCUGCUGGAGAAACUCCGUCAGGCGCAGGACUUUUACGUUGAAAUGAAGUGGGAGUUCACCAGCUGGGUGCCCUUGGUCUCCAAGAUCUGCCCGAGCGACACGUACCGCGUGUGGAAGAGCGGCCAAAAUCUGCGAGUGGACACGACGCUCCUCGGCUUCGAUCAUAUGACCUGGCAACGAGGCAGCCGCAGCUUUGUCUUCAAAGGGCAAGACAACAGCGCCGUUGUGAUGGAGAUCGAUCACGAUCGGCAGACGGUUUACACGGAAACUCUGUCGCUGGCCAAUUAUGACCACGACUUGCUACUGACCACAGUCCAGCCCUCGGAGGAGCAGGUGGCAACCCGCCUCACCACCCCAGUAGUCACCACCCAACUAGAUACCAAGAACAUCUCCUUCGAAAGAAAUAAAUCUGGAAUCCUGGGCUGGAGGAGCGAGAAGACUGAGAUGAUUAAUGGCUACGAGUCCAAGGUGUACGGAGCCUCAAAUGUGGAGCUGGUUACUAGGACAAGAACAGAGCACCUGUCAGACCAGAACAAGAGCAAAACCAAAGGCUGUAAGACUCCUCUCCAGUCUUUCCUGGGCAUUGCAGAGCAACACGUAGGACCGCACAAUGGGGCCUUCAUCACACAAACGUUCAGCAAUACCAACCCGACGUCCAUCACCCCGGAGGAGUACUUCAACGCCAACUUUGAGCUGGGAAACCGAGACAUCGGACGUCCCAUGGAGCUCACCACAAAAACACAGAAAUUCAAAGCAAAGCUUUGGCUGUGUGAAGAUCACCCGUUGUCUCUCUCCGAGCAGGUAGCUCCUAUCAUUGACCUCAUGGCAAUAAGCAACGCACUGUUUGCUAAACUUAGGGACUUCAUCACUCUUCGGCUGCCACCAGGGUUCCCGGUCAAAAUAGAAAUUCCAAUCUUCCACAUCCUGAACGCUCGUAUCACCUUCGGGAACCUAAACGGCUGCGACGAGUCCGUGAGCUCCAUUCGGAGCAGCCCAAACAGUGAGACGCCUUCGCCCAGCAGCGACACGUCGAGUAUCAGCAGCUCCAGCUCCAUGACUUCGUGCCGUGGCUGUGACAUGGACCCGAUGCUGUUCGAGAUGCCCAGAGGUUACACCGUUGUUGGCGGUAACAGAGAUUCCCUGAGGGAGGAGGAUGAUGACUUGCUGCAGUUUGCCAUCCAGCAGAGCCUGCUGGAAGCCGGAACAGAGUACGAUCAGGUGACUAUCUGGGAAGCACUGACAAACAGCAAGCCAGGAACACACCCUAUGACUUGUGAAGCAAGGAAAGGAGAAAGGACCCCAAAGCACAACAUCCUGAGCCGGCCCAGCCCCCGGCACAUUCCCAACAGGCAGCUAUACUCCAGCUAUGACGAGCAGCUGAGACUGGCCAUGGAGCUCUCUGCCAAGGAGCAGACGGAGAUGGAGAAGCGGAAAAGACAAGAGGAGGAAGAACUGGAACGCAUUAUUCAACUUUCACUCACUGAGAAAUAAGUUCCUUACAGAUUCAAGAUAAUCGGCAAGAGAACGAGAGAGGAUAUGAGUAGAAUUUUUUUUUUACACGGAGAGUUGUAACGGGCUGGAAUGCACUGCU
Callorhinchus milii (elephant shark) is the source of this 2130-nucleotide messenger RNA. It is a transcript of the gene ankrd13b, whose product is annotated as ankyrin repeat domain 13B. Gene Ontology annotation, molecular function: protein binding. NCBI's taxonomy places the organism in Eukaryota, Metazoa, Chordata, Chondrichthyes, Chimaeriformes, Callorhinchidae. The record is from RefSeq and is a predicted model, not a curated record. Gene Ontology annotation, cellular component: cytoplasm. The transcript has 16 exons. The coding region runs from base 201 to 2030 and encodes 609 amino acids.